CACAGCUGAGAGAGAGAUGCUCCUUGUGUGUUUCUUUCGGUUAUUCAGUCAGUCUGCCAGACGCCGCGGCCGAUCGACGAUUGCUCACCUGGACGACUGCGAGCAGUCCGCGCCGCAAACAUGACGGACUAUACUGAAGUCAGGAUGAGAACUUCGGUGGUGGUUUUGACGGCCCUGAUUGCGUUGGCCGCGGCCAACACUGCCCAGCAACCAGCGGAGGACAAAACCCUGUCUGCGGCCGCCCUGACCAUUGCUAGAGCUUUGCAGCAGGAGGUCAAGUUGCCACAAGUUUUGACAGUUGCAGAGAAUGGCGCUGAAACGCAGGAGUACCGUCUGCAGGGCGCCACGCUGGUGGUGAAGCGUCGUUCGAAGACGCCGCAGUUGUUCCAGCAGCAAGAGUGGAUCCCCAACCCGGUGAUGGUGACCUCGGAGACGGUCAAGGUCAUCCCUGCCGAUGCCGGCACCAAGGCGAGCAGUCGCUCCGGCCGGCAAAUGAUGACCGUCGACUCGGACGGCAUUCCGGUGAUCACGGGCGUCCGAGUGCCGGACGACGAGCACGACCGGACGCACACCUACCGCAACGCGCGCGUCAUCAAGAACGUCCUCGUGCCCAACGACGCCCCUGCCCCCUCCAGCAGGACCCAACAUACGAGACAGGCGAGGAAGACUGGCGAGCUCGAAGCCAUCCGCCCCACGGUGCUUGACCAGGGCCCGACGGCCGUCAGGGCGCCCAUCCUGCAGUACGCGCACCCUGAACUUGGGGCCCAGCCCGUUAUGCACCUCGCCCGCGAACUGGACGUCGCCCAAAAACCAACCUACGAACAACCCCCUGUCUACUUUUCUCAGGAUAACCCACAGGAAAUCCACAACGAUCACAGUCCGUACCCUUACGAACCGGCCGAGGCGCUGCACCACCAGCGUCCCUACGAAGCAACAGCCUCGCCUGCCAAGUCGUACGACCUGCCCAAGCCGCGUCCACCCAAGAAGACCCUUCCCUACCAGUUCAAUGACGACGGCCUGGACGUGUACAAGUACCGGUACAAGAACAAGGGCUACAAGUACCUGCCCGAGCAGACCGGAAGUCCCUCGUCUCUAAACACCUACGCGACCUAUUACUCGCCCUUGGACGACUCUUCGCGGCCCUUCUGGAUGCGAUUCACCGAACUGAUCCGCGACAAUGUGCAGACCGGCUACUCGCGCAUGGCCGAGUUGGCGCGACCCGUCAUGGAGCCGAUCGUCGCCGCCACCCAAAACAUCGGCGCCAACUUCGGCAUCGCCACCGGCAGCACGCGCGCCCAGGAGAAGCUCGGCGUCGUGGCGCCGCUGCUCACCGGCGGACACGUCGCCUUCGCCCCCGCCAUCGGACUCGUCGCCGGCGGCGCCGCCCUCGGACUUGGCGCCGCAGCCAUCUCCAGGAUGCUCGAGACCACGCAGGUUGUGCACGGAAAGAGCAGAACCAGAAGAUCGCUGCUCACUGGAGGCGGACCGCUCAUCGCAUUCCAGGAUCGCAACAGCAACGAGGAGGACGUCAUGUUCGGCAACAUGGUGCACGAUUUGCAGGGCGGUCAGCCGGACAGCUUUUUGGCGCAACUGUCCAAGUACGGACACAGCAGCUGGAGCGAGGACACUCCUUGCGCCAAACGCAUUUUCUGCGACGUGAUGACCCAACAGUCGCAGGACUCGGUCAUCCUCAUGGAGAAGAAGAUGGCCACAUUCUUGACCAUGGUGAAUCCGAGUGUGGCCCGAGCCCUUUCAAACCACAUGGGUGACGUGAUGGACGCCGUACGAAGACAGGACUGCUCCCAAUUUACCUGCCAAGCUGAAUCAAGGAGACGCCGAAUGGGAGUCGGCGUGAGCCAAUUCGCCUUUCAACCCAGGGCAGCCGUUGCCGGUCCCAGAUAAAAAAAAUCAAUUAAUUUCAGACUCAAUUUCUACUAGAGUGUGAUUUGUAUGAAAAAGAGAGUGUAUGAGCGUGUCUUAUUCCUACAAAUAUAGAUUAUAGUGCGCGUGCCCCCAGCUUGCAAUAGAAGUCUACAAGUUUUAUAAUAAUUUAUUUUUACCAGAUUAAGCAUAAUAAGCAUACAUUUUUGUUCUUCAAAUUAUGAACCACAUAAAAUUUUUACAACCAUUUUUGCUCCAUAAAAAGACCCAAACUGCCAGAGCAGCUGAUUGAUCGUAAACAAUUGUAUGUGCCAAUACGACGUCUCAUUUGUCUGUGACAGUUGCUUCGAGAAAUUUGGGCUGACCAAAAGUGCGUAUGUGUGUUGAAUUUUUUUUAAUUGUUGCUUUGCAUUUAUUUCAAUUACUGUAUAUAUGACUCAAAAUUAUAUAAUUGCAAUGUAAUAAAACUUAAUAAUGAAAGCCAUUUUAUAAAAAAGUGCAUGAUUCUAAUUGAU
Molecule: messenger RNA, 2396 nt
Organism: Neocloeon triangulifer
Lineage: Eukaryota; Metazoa; Arthropoda; Insecta; Ephemeroptera; Baetidae
Exons: 6
Coding region: 121-1902 (593 amino acids)
Source: RefSeq, a predicted model, not a curated record